AUGGAAGAAUUAAUCAAAGUGCUAAAACUGAAAGGACAGGUUAUGUCCAUCAUGUAUCGCUUCCGGGCCAAAAAUGGAGAGUGGGUGUGGCUGAGAACCAGCAGCUUCAGCUUCCAGAACCCAUACACAGAUGAAGUAGAGUACAUUGUGUGCACCAACAGUUUAGCCAAAAGCUCACAACAACAGAGUGCUGGUCAGGUAAGCCCUGGUGACCAGAGCACAGACCCCACCCCCACCAUCAACACCUUCGCCUCUCCCCACCGCGGCAUGGGGGCCUCGGAAGGCAUCAGCAGCAUGGCUCAAAAUGCCGGGGACAGUAGGUACACAGGGGAGGUGUACCCGGGCAUGGUACCUGGCAGUUACAGUUACAACAGGUCCCCCGUCAAGUCUUAUUCCAACAUUCCCCAAAGUUCCACACAGAUUCCGUCAACUAGUCAACAGGGAAGCUGGCCCUCACAGGUUUUAUAUAGGAGGGGUGGAUCAGAAUACAGUGGCAGUGCAGGCUACAGCCAGAUGAGUCCAAGCACUUCUCCAGGUGGUCCAUCAUACACCCAGCUGAGCUCGGGACAGCGUCCAGCCACAUCGCAGGACCCUAGUUACCAAGGCUCUGGCUCUUCCACCGCCUUGUGGCAGCACUGGCAGGCAGGCAGCGAGGCAGGCGCUCAGCAGACUGCCACACAAUCAGCACAGGCACAACAACAGCAGCCACAGCAGCAACCUGAGGAGCUCGGGGAGGUGUUCCGCAUGCUGGAGCCCACUAACCCAGAAUUUGGGGACCUGUCUGGGAUGUUCAGUACCUUCACAGAGUAAAUCUAGUUGCUGGAGUGUUGGGGUUGGGGGUGUUAGGAUAAUGUAAGGUCAUUUUCUAUGAAGAGCAAAGAUACACCUAAAGAGAAUCUUUAAGUAGUUCCUGAUGACAUUUUUAACAUCAUGUAUUGGAUACAGAAAUAGAAAGGAUCUGAAAGACACUGAGAGGUUAAAACAAUUGUAUAUUUCUCAUUUCUCGACAACCUGUUUCCAAGGUUGCUGCUAUAUACAUAUAUACAUAACAUAUUAUGAGAUAUUGUGUAGGUAGAACUAUUUUGGUAAUAGUUGCAUAAUUACACAACUUAUAUAUUGUAUGUCACCACAAAGCAGUCUUUGAAAUUGAUUGCUUUGUUGAAUACAGCCCAUUCAUAUAAUAUUGAGGUGAGAGGGUUAUUAUUAUUUUUUCAUGGUUGUCAGAUUAAACUUUUUUUUUCAGAAGGAAAUUGUACAUUUUAUCUAAUUUUAUGUAUUCUCUGUUUGUCCAACUUAAUAUGGUGCAUUUUUAAUCUGUCAUUUUAUCAUAUACAAAUCCUUUGUGUGGGUGCAUAUUAAAUGUACAGCUCUCUUUUUAUUGGCAGCAUCUGCCAUAAACUUGUUAAUGCCAUCAUUGACACAUAGCAUUUCUAAGUUUCUUUUCAUUUGCCAGGGCUGCCUGUUAAGUCAAAAUUAUUAUCAGAAAAGUUUUUGCAAUUACAACUGACAAGCCAGGUCUGUUUUGUCAAGCGACAGGGCAGAUGAAGAUUGCAGGUAGUAACAGUCAUGGCUUUAUUUUAGUUUUGUUCACCCACACCUCAAGAUGUUGUGGUGAAUUUUGGGAAAAGCCAAAGAUACCUUCCCAUAUAACUUCCCUUACGAGUGUGAAUUCUUUGAAAACAGCUGCUAUCCAAAAUAAAUAUCCAAUAGUUAGAAAAAUGGGCAACUAGCAUAAUUUUUCAGAUAUUUGGAUUUACCAUUGUAGAUUUUCUGGUCUUGAAACGUCAAUUAUCAUGGAAAAUGAUAGACUAAUCUAUGAUUUUGAUGUGAUAUUUUUCAUUUGUGAAAAAUAUAAAAUAUCAAAAUCAAUGAUAU
Molecule: messenger RNA, 1875 nt
Organism: Lingula anatina
Lineage: Eukaryota; Metazoa; Brachiopoda; Lingulata; Lingulida; Lingulidae
Product: aryl hydrocarbon receptor nuclear translocator homolog
Biological process (GO): regulation of DNA-templated transcription
Cellular component (GO): cytoplasm; nucleus; transcription regulator complex
Molecular function (GO): DNA-binding transcription factor activity; protein dimerization activity
Source: RefSeq, a predicted model, not a curated record